This is a messenger RNA of Zea mays, 2782 nucleotides long. RefSeq names its product U-box domain-containing protein 7. Gene Ontology annotation, biological process: protein ubiquitination. Gene Ontology annotation, molecular function: ubiquitin-protein transferase activity; protein binding. The record is from RefSeq and is marked provisional. Lineage: Eukaryota; Viridiplantae; Streptophyta; Magnoliopsida; Poales; Poaceae.
GGCUCAACGCGGUUUUGUGUCUCUCAAACAACAUGGCUAGGGUAGGCGAAGGGCAGGGCCAAGGAAGCCGCCGUAGUCAUGGACAAAUUCUUUGCCUCGGAUGAAAUUUGACAAAUAAGAGACCAUGGAGAGACUUGAGGUGGACGGGGAUUUCAUUGCCGCUGGCAAUUGGAAGCUACAUGGGGCACUAUGCAAUGAACUUUACACAGUAGUCCGUGAAGUUUUGGAUGCCAUUCCUCCUUUUGAGACUACACGGUCAGGAUGCAGUCCUGGGCUCCUGGCAUUGAGUUCCUUGAGGAUAUCUGUUGAGAAAGCCAAGAAUUUACUCCAGUAUUGCUCAGAGAGUAGCAAGCUUUACUUGGCUGUUACAGCAGAAAGCGUUCUAACAAAAUUUGAGAAUUCAAGACAAGGACUUCUGGAAAGCCUUCACCAAGUAGAAGAAACAAUUCCGGAAGCAGUCGGUUCUAAGAUCACUAUGAUUGCACAAGAGCUGGAAAAGGCUGGUUUUGUCUUGGACCAGUCCGAAAAGCAAGUUGGUGAUGAAGUGAGUGAACUAAUCCAGAACGAGCCAAAAUCCAAUGGAUUCCUUGAUGAGAAUGAGCUUGAAUUUCUCCACCAAAUUGCUUUCCGGGUUGGUAUUACAUCAUCCGUGGCAGCUCUCACUGAAAGAAGAGCACUUAGGAGGCUUCUUGAGAGAGCCCAUGCAGAGGAGGACUUGAAAAAGGAAUCAAUUGCAGCCUAUCUACUGCACCUUAUUAGGAAAUACUCGAAUAUAUUUAAGAGUGAAACAAACGAUAGUACCAACUCCCUGUGCUCAAGCCCUUCCUGCUCCUCCAGUAAACUGUCCAGCUCAACUGAUCUCCAUGGAAACUGUCAGAUCCUCGAGAAGCGGCUCCCAAGUGUUGGCUCCUUAAGUCCGAAGCAGAUUGGAGGGUUAUCAGGGACAGGGAGUAUGCCCUUGCCACCUGAGGAGCUGAGGUGUCCAAUCUCCCUGCAGCUCAUGUAUGACCCUGUUGUCAUUGCAUCCGGUCAGACAUAUGAACGAGCUUGCAUCGAGAAGUGGUUCCACAGUGGCAACACAACCUGCCCGAAAACUCGCAAGCAGCUGUCCCAGCUCUUGAGAACACCUAAUUACUGCAUUAAGGGUCUGAUAGCAUCUUGGUGCGAACAGAACGGGGUUCCAGUUCCAGCUGGGCCGCCAGAAUCUCCCAAGCUAGAACAUCUGAGCAUCUCAUCGCUGGAAAGCACCACAUGUGCGGCGACUGAUGGCGCUAACACUAACACUGUCUUGUUUGAAGACACAACAGCCAAGGAUGACGCCAAGUCGGAGAGUGAAGUUUCCAAGGAGAUGUUCUCUCGUCAAAACUCCGGAGAGGCCACGUCCAAACUACGUAUACACGAAGAAGUCUCACCGGAGAACUGCUCUGCUCUUCAGAGCUCCAAGGAGGCUGCACCUGACGCAUGUGGGGUUGAAGACUCCGUGGACGUGGAGAAGGGCAAGGGCUCUCACCAAGACUCCAAAGACGAUGUACCUGUCAGUGAGAGAUGUGAACAGUGGCUCCAUGUGCUGAACAAGAACGAUGCUGAGAGCAUGAGUGAGAAACAUAAGUUGGUUGAGCAGAUCAGGAUCCUGUUGAAGAACGACGACGAACUUCGGAACUAUGCAGGUGCUAAUGGUAUUACUGAGCCACUAAUCCAUUUUCUGAAGAUGGCUAUCCACAGAGGAGGUGUGCAAUCUCAGGAGGUUGCUACAAUGGCUCUGUUCAAUCUUGCUGUCAACAAUGACGGGAACAAGAGACUGCUCCUGUCAGCUGGAGUCAUCCCGCUGAUGGAACAGAUGAUACAGAAACAUGAAACCUGCGAGGCUGCCAUCGCAAUGUACCUGAACCUCUCCUGCAUCCCCGAGGCACAGGCGAUCAUCGGCUCGAGCGUCGCCAUCCAUUUCCUCGUCAACAGCCUAGGGGAAGGUGGCCCCCGGAGCGACACCUGCCGCAUGGACGCGCUGCUCACCCUGUACAACCUGUCCCUGCACGCGCCCAACAUCCCACCCCUCAUGGCGUCCGGCAUCAUCGAGAACCUCCGCCGCGUGCUGGUGCCGUCCUCCCCGUGGACGGACAAGGCCCUAGCGGUCCUGCUGAACCUGGCGCUGACCCGGAGAGGCAAGGAGGAGAUCGCGGCCAGCGCGGCCAUGGUGGGCGCCAUCGUGCUCAUCGUGGACAACGGCGAGCCGGGGGAGAAGGAGAAGGCCGUGUCGUGCCUGUAUGUGAUCUGCAGUGGCGACGAGGGCAGCAGCCAGACAGUGCUCCAGGAGGGCGUGAUCCCGGCGCUGGUGUCCGUGACGGCCAACGGCACGGCCAGGGCCCGGGACAAGGCGCAGCGGCUGCUGAGGCUGUUCCGGGAGCAGCGGCAGCGGGAGCUGGAGCUGGAGGAGAUGCAGCCGCGGGUGGAGCUGCACGAGGUGGCGAGCCGGGCGGCCGUGCAGCAGCAGCGGGAGGAGGAAGAGGAAGAGAUGGCGCUGGCCGUGUUGCCGGCCGCCGCGCCCAGUAAGCCGAGCGGCGGCGGCAAAAAGCCACGACUGUGCAGGUCAGGGUCCAGGAGGUUCACCAAGGUCUUCACGUGCCUGCUCAAGAAGUGGAGUCUGCGUUGAACCGAGAAGGAUCGGGCAGUCGACCGGUGCAACUGAGCUGUGCUCAAACUGUAGAGCUGUAAUUAUCCGUCUUUGACAAGCGCGUUGCGUUCGCAGUGAUUAAUGAUGGUUUCUUGAAAUGAGCAUGAGCAAACG